AUGUGGAGGCCACCAGUGAACUUCAUAACCUUGCAUUAUGCAUAUAUCAUCACCCUGGGAAUCCUUGGGAUUGCCGUCCUCUAUCCCUACGGUAAUCUGAGAGCAGUCGACGCAUACCUCUUCGGAGUGAGCUCCUCGACGGAGUCGGGACUGAACCCGUUUGUUGGCCCCAUUGAUCGAUCGAGGGGAAGAGGAUCGCUAACGAGAAAUGUGACGAAAUGUAGCGUGGACUUGAAGGAGCUGAAGACCUAUCAACAGCUCUUCCUAUACUUUGUUCCUAUUGUGUCCAACCCCGGCUUUGUGAAUGUCCUGGUGGUCAUUGUGCGGCUUUACUGGUUCGAGAAACACCUGAAAACGCUCGCACCUACCCUUCUUCGGCCAGACUGGCACGAGAAAGAUGCAGAGUCACACGCAAAGGUCAAUGAGGACUCAAAGGUAGAAAGGUGGGCAACCCCUUGUCGAGCAGCGCAUAUCGAUCUGUCUGACAAACUAUUCAGUGAGGCUGUCAGGAGAGGGCAGGGGAUGAUUACAAACAACGGCAUCCCAGGAGAUGACAAUACAAUCCGGAACAAACACAUUUCGUUUGCGGACGACUCGAGAGCCUUGUAUAUUCCUUCACCUCGCGAGCGGGACAGAGGUAUAACGCUGAUCAAGCUCCGUUUCCCACCAGGUACUCACAGACGCACCGGUAGUGAAGAGGCGGAAAUCGAGUCGAUCCACCGUCGCAGUGCUAGCGGUGGCACACCCUUGGAGCGAAUCGCUUCCACGAUGUCUGCGCUUGGAGCGUAUCCUUCGAGAUCCCAAGAACGACAAGUUAAAAGGACCGUCUCGCUAUCAAAAGACCCCGAGCUAACAGGACUCUCUUCACAAGCAAGCCUCGGUCGCAAUUCGCGGUUCUAUGACCUAACGACUGAAGAUAGGGAGAGGCUGGGCGGUAUAGAAUACCGCAGCCUCAGGUUGCUUCUAAAGAUAUCGCUUGGUUACUUUGUAGGGCUACAUGUGCUUGGGGUGAUCUGCCUUGUGCCUUGGAUCCAGCAUGCGGAUCCCAAGUACAGAGACUAUCUGAGGGAAUGUGGGCAAGGGAAGAUCUGGUGGGCUUUCUAUACAGCACAGACGAUGGUGGACAACUUGGGGUAUUCCCUCACCCCGGACUCGAUGAUCUCGUUUCGAGAUGCGGCAUGGCCUAUGUUCAUCAUGAGCUUCCUUGCCUAUGCCGGACACACGAUGUACCCCUGCUUUCUACGCCUCAUCAUCUGGGUGACGUUCAAGUCGGUCCCGCGAGACUCAUCGUUGAGAGAGCCACUAAGCUUCCUCUUGAAUUAUCCGCGCCGUUGUUUCACGCUGCUCUUCAGAAGCCGACCGACCUGGGUGCUCUUCGGAAUCCUAUUCGUCUUGAACUUUGUGGACGUCCUGCUUAUCGUGGUUCUCGACCUCCACAAUCCCGCCGUCAACACUCUUCCCGGUGGACAGCGUGUCCUGGCGGCGAUCUUCCAGGCUGCGUCCUCACGACAUACUGGAACGUCCUCCUUUAACCUGGCAGAUGUGAACCCGGCAGUCCAGUUCAGCUUGCUGGUCAUGAUGUACAUUUCGAUUUUCCCUAUCGCGAUCAGCAUUCGAGCUUCCAACACGUAUGAAGAAAGUGCCUUAGGACUGUAUCCUUCCGAUACCGAGAUGGACGAGGACCACGGCGUGAAUUACGUGAUGGCACAUUUGCGCAAUCAACUCAGCUUUGAUCUCUGGUAUAUCUUUCUGGGGAUUUUCUGCGUCUGUGCCACGGAGGCACGUCGGAUCAUGGAUCCAGCCGAGCCGGCCUUCAACGUGUUUGCUGUAUUUUUCGAGGUUGUUUCGGCAUAUGGCAAUGUUGGUCUUAGCCUGGGGUACCCGGGUGUAUCCACCUCCUUCUGCGGUCAAUUCAGUGUUUUUAGCAAACUCGUCCUCUGUGCCAUGAUGGUUCGAGGGCGCCAUCGCGGGCUCCCCGUUCAGCUUGAUCGUGCCAUCUUGCUUCCCGGUGAGAAACUCGUGGGGGACGACCGAGUCGAUGCUCGAUCUCACUCAGAUGACCGGCCAACGAUUUUGAAUAGCUUCCGCCGGUACCAUACUAAAUAG
Aspergillus clavatus NRRL 1 is the source of this 2106-nucleotide messenger RNA. RefSeq names its product putative potassium uptake transporter. Gene Ontology annotation, cellular component: plasma membrane. Gene Ontology annotation, molecular function: high-affinity potassium ion transmembrane transporter activity. The transcript is spliced from 8 exons. Gene Ontology annotation, biological process: potassium ion import across plasma membrane; intracellular potassium ion homeostasis. The record is from RefSeq and is a predicted model, not a curated record. NCBI's taxonomy places the organism in Eukaryota, Fungi, Ascomycota, Eurotiomycetes, Eurotiales, Aspergillaceae. Bases 1 to 2106 code for a protein of 701 amino acids.